GUUUAAGCUAAAACCUGUUGGGGUUGUGUUUUAAUUUGUUGGCAAAAAAGUAAGGUGGAUUAGUGAGUUAUGAUAUGAAAGGAUACAAGAGUAACAGGAAAUGGCGUUCUCUAGGAGCUUCUUCAUCUUAACCUUCAUCAUUUGUGUUGUCCAAAACAGUGUGGAUGGAUACAUGUUGUCGGACGUCCAACGUUUAUGCAAUGAUAAAAAGUUGGAUAAUAACAGAAUGUUUCGACCCAUCCUGAAUCAAUCUGAAGCAAUCCAGGUCUACACUGGACUUGAUUUGAUUUCAAUUCAGGAGUUCAAUGAAGUCGAAGAAAAGAUAUCGUACACCGGUUUGUUGUAUUUGGUUUGGACGGAUGAGAUUUUCACUUGGAAUGCUUCCGCAUACGGUGAUCUAGAGGAUUUUUAUAUUGGUGCAAAUGAAAUAUGGGUUCCACAAUUGAUGAAUACAAAUGCUGUUGAGGAAAUAGAUAAGCUGUCCCAGGACUGGCAUUCUGUCAGAGUUGAAAGCAACGGUUUAAUGGUGUACACGAUUGCUGAUAUUUUUACGUCAUCUUGUGCGUUUGACGUCAAGUAUUAUCCGUGGGAUACACAAAUUUGUAGUUUUCAUUUCAUGCCAUCAAGUUAUGAACCAAGCAAAAUUAAACUCACUCCCUAUUACAAGCAGGUAUUACAGACGUAUUAUUUCCCAAGUGGGUCAUGGGACCUUGUGAAAACAAAAGCGGAGUCAGAGUUAGAUGGGUAUAUGGUUACUUUUAACAUCACCAUCCGACGCAAACCAAAGUUCGUCAUUGUCAAUGUUAUACUACCGCUGAUGUUCAUGUCCGUCUUAAAUAUCUGUGUAUUCCUUAUUCCAACGGAAAGUGGAGAACGCAUUUCAUACUGUUUGACCGUCUUAUUAGCGAUCGCUGUGUUUCUGACUCUUGUCGGAGAUUCAUUGCCGAAAAACGCCGAGCCCAUGUCAUACUACAGUUUCUACCUACUAUCUGUUCUUGUUAUCAGUGCUACAAUAACAGUUUUUACGAUACUAAACCUGCGGAUGUAUUACGCAGAUGAAGAAAGUGAAGUGGGCACAUUUUGGAGAACAUUUGCAAAUAUAAUGGGAUGCAAAUGCCGACGGUCAAAGAAAGACGAAAAUGAUGACAAGUACAUACAACGGCAAUACAACGGUCCAGCCAGGAGGAAAAUCAACAUGGACAUUAAGGUGAACAGUCGAAAUUACGAUAGAGACUACGGUGGUCGUUCAUUUAUUGCUCACAAUGCAGGUUGUGCAGUAAAUAAACCUGAGCACAAUACGGAAAAUGUUGAAGCAUUGAGGGAAAGCCAUGAAGAACACCACGAGGACUCAGUGAUGGCAACAGAGAGAACCUGGAAGGACAUCAGUGUAGCUUUGGACACCGUGCUGUGUUUGCUCUUUCUUGUUGUAUUUGUUGUGGAUACAGCUGCGUUCAUGGUCAUGAUAUACAUGGGGGAUAACAACUAAGUGUUGGUAUUCGCUGUGUGUGUAUGGGUGUGUCGUUGCUAUAUGUAUUACUACAGUUACCAAGAAAGUUCUGUUUUCGUUAGCAGAACAAUCUGUUCUCUUACAAUGAAAGCCGCAUGGUAUUCAGUUAGCACAUUUAUUCAUUUUGUUGCAGCAUUUAGCUUGUGUUGUAAGUGUAUGCCUGUAAAAGACUAUAAUAAAACUUGUCUUGGAACGUCAUUUAUUCUUCGGGUUUGUCUCAAUACAAAAAGUUGACGAGUUUGAUACUAGCAUUUAUUUUUCAUUUUUUGUUUUGUGUUUUUGAGGACUCGAGAAUCACUUCUAGCAUUUAUUAGCGUUUAUUGGCUCGCUUUCAGCAAGAUAAAAUGUUUCCCUCUCUAACUCUUUCAACCGAUCCUAACAUAACAAUUCAUAUUUGGUAAAAGUUUGGUUCCGAUGUCUUGUAUUGUCACUAGUCGCCACUUAUCUUAUAUCUUUGUUCCUUUGGCG
Mya arenaria is the source of this 1975-nucleotide messenger RNA. Its product is annotated as neuronal acetylcholine receptor subunit alpha-7-like. Gene Ontology annotation, cellular component: membrane; synapse; neuron projection. The transcript is spliced from 2 exons. Lineage: Eukaryota; Metazoa; Mollusca; Bivalvia; Myida; Myidae. Gene Ontology annotation, molecular function: extracellular ligand-gated monoatomic ion channel activity; transmembrane signaling receptor activity; neurotransmitter receptor activity. Gene Ontology annotation, biological process: chemical synaptic transmission; monoatomic ion transmembrane transport; signal transduction. The record is from RefSeq and is a predicted model, not a curated record. Bases 101 to 1486 code for a protein of 461 amino acids.